Molecule: messenger RNA, 2682 nt
Organism: Gymnodraco acuticeps
Lineage: Eukaryota; Metazoa; Chordata; Actinopteri; Perciformes; Bathydraconidae
Product: nicotinamide/nicotinic acid mononucleotide adenylyltransferase 1-like
Exons: 4
Coding region: 903-1718 (271 amino acids)
Biological process (GO): NAD+ biosynthetic process
Molecular function (GO): nicotinate-nucleotide adenylyltransferase activity; nicotinamide-nucleotide adenylyltransferase activity
Source: RefSeq, a predicted model, not a curated record
UAUUUACAAUACUUCUCUAUAUGUUGUAAAAAAACACGCCUCCUUUGUUGUCUUAGCUAAGCCUUGAUUUCAUGAGUUGUAUGCUUGAGCAGCCUGUACCAAAUGGAAGGUUUACGUUGCCUAUUGUAUAAUACUUUAUAAAGCUAACGAAUUAGUUGCGUUGCUAACGGCAAUGCUAACCUAAGUUUACUCACCGCAUUGGUUUCACUUUCAAAUUAUACUAUAACGUUAUUCACUUAUAGCGAAUACAGGACGUCCAUUUCUUUGAUUACACCUUCAUAACCUUCUCUAAAAUGAACGGUGUCUACCUUUUGGAUAAAAAGGGGUCCGACAUUUGUGGGCUUUUUAGACCAAAACAAUCGAGGCACCUCAACCCAUGCUCUUUGUGGGAACAUAAAAACAUACAGAAGUAAUAUUGUGCUGUUCCUAAAGUCAAAUAAAUAUAACUUAAAAUAGUAUAUUUAAUUCACCGUUAGGUAUUUUCUACAGGAGAAUUUAAUUUGAUGUGUAUCCUUCCAUCUUUUGUUCUAUACAAGCUGAAACCUAGCUAAUUUGUAUUAAUAUUCAAUAAUUGGUUGGUCUUUGACAUACCUUCUGUUGUUUGUUUUUAACAAACAUACAUUUUUUCUAUUAAACUUCAUAUCAUUUCAUUCGUCUUUUGUAUAUUUUCCUUAAGAGCUUGUUUACAAAAUUCAAGAUACAAGGCUUUAUUGUCAUUUGCACAUUAGCUACAGUGUAUAUAUGGCAAUGAAAAACGUAGGUCACAGGGUCCUCCAACAGUGCAAAGACCAGAAAGCCAGAGGGAUAUUUAAAAUAUAGUCCUCGAAAAGCAAUAAACUUGCUAACUACUGUCUGUGAUUUCUUCUCCAUAUUGUUGUGUAAACACAGCCACAGUAUGAGGCAUGGACGACCAGCAUUUAACCAAAGUGGUCCUGCUGGCAUGUGGGUCCUUCAACCCCAUCACCAACAUGCACCUGAGGAUGUUUGAACUGGCUCGAGACCAUCUGGAGGACACAGGUCAGUACAGGGUGGUGAAAGGCAUCAUCUCUCCGGUGGGUGAUGCCUAUAAGAAGAAGGGUUUGAUUGAGGCCCGUCACCGCCUGGAGAUGGCCAGAUUGUCAACAGACAGCUCGGACUGGAUCACAGUUGAUCCCUGGGAGAGCUUGCAGCCAGAGUGGGUGGAGACAGCCAAAGUUGUUAGGCAUUACUAUAAGGAAAUGCUUGAGGCAGAGCAGAAUACCGAUGAUGUGGACACGGUCAAGUACGCCAAAAAGAGACGUAUAGAGGAGAAUCAUUUUGGAGCUUCGUCUCAUCAAAAGAAAGACGGCCUUCAGCUGAUGUUUCUGUGUGGGGCCGAUGUUCUGGAGUCCUUCGGAGUCCCCAACCUGUGGAAGCGGGAGGAUAUCGAUGAAAUUGUCGGCCGCUACGGUAUGGUUUGCAUCACCCGCAGCGGCAGUGACCCCCACAAGUUCAUCCACCAGUCAGACAAGCUGUGGCAGUAUCGCCAGAACAUCCACGUGGUCCGCGAGUGGGUGACCAAUGAGAUCUCAGCCACUCAGGUGCGGCGGUCGCUGCGUCGAGGUCGGAGUGUCAGGUACCUGCUGCCUGACGGCGUGGUUCACUACAUACAAGAACAUGCGCUGUACAGCGCUGAGAGCGAGCAGAGAAAUGCAGGCGUAGUACUGGCACCUAUUCAGAAGAACACAGAAGUCUCCUAAAGCUGAGGACGUUUACUGUUGCAAAACACAGAGAAGAUAGCUCUCUACACCAAGUGCUGUAUGUUUACUGUGAAUCAAAAUUAGAUAAGCAAUACAGGCAAUUUUAUUUAACUUCCAACAGUGCCUACUACACAGAACAGUAAUUUUGACUAUUAGGCGUUUUGUUUUUAUAAGUGUGCAUAGACAGAACAGGGUGAAGUGACUGAAGUAAAUUACUCACAAACAGAAUAACUGAACAGUUGGCUGGGAGGUCAUCUAAAUGUCAAUGCUGUUGUUGAAAAUAGAUCCAGUUCGUGGUUAUUGAAUUAGGGAUUCACCAUUUUGUGUGAAGUAGUCAGCAUACAGUGAAUCACAGACACACAAACUGUGUUGUUAUCCAUUUAUUCUUUACACUUGUGACAAUUCUCAGGUUAAGUUAUAGAAACAUUGCUUCCUGCCUUCUGGUGACUUUUAAAGAUUGAAUAUAUAACAUUUAUACUGCACUAUAUAAUAUGUAAGAAUAGAUUCAUUAAAAUCCCUUUGAAUAUUUCCAGAAGAAGCAGGAAAUCUUCUUUCCAGGAAGUCUAGACUUUGUGGGUUUUUCCCUCGACAUUCUGUGUAGCUGUAUUCUUGUCAGGGUAGGAACAGUAACCUUUUUCAGUUGAAACAACGCUGUACAGUGAAAAUAAACAUAUAUAUGAUUAAUCUGGAAGAGAGGUCAUUGAAAACAGGCAACUGUGCCAAUGACCUCCAAUAGUAUUAUGAAGUAUGAUUAAGAACAAGUUAAUUUUAAAAGUUUAACUUGCUUUAUCUCAAUGCUUCAGUAUACUCUCUGAACCUGUCACAUGUUUUGUACCUAGAGCAGGAUUUGGUUUAUGCACUCCUUCAUGCUUUAAACAUGUUUAUGUUUCAGUGCUCCCAGUUUGAAAGUAAAUGUGUGAUUUGUAUUGACUUGAAAUGAAGUAAACAACUCUUUCGGUUUUCA